Drosophila eugracilis is the source of this 2338-nucleotide messenger RNA. RefSeq names its product glycosylphosphatidylinositol anchor attachment 1 protein (gene GAA1). The transcript is spliced from 3 exons. Bases 111 to 2129 code for a protein of 672 amino acids. Gene Ontology annotation, cellular component: GPI-anchor transamidase complex; membrane. The record is from RefSeq and is a predicted model, not a curated record. Gene Ontology annotation, biological process: attachment of GPI anchor to protein. NCBI's taxonomy places the organism in Eukaryota, Metazoa, Arthropoda, Insecta, Diptera, Drosophilidae.
UAUCGAUAGCGCCCGCAUCGAUACACCUUUAUUCCGCCGGGCGACAAAUCCGAUUUGUGUUAUUGUGAUUGGAAAUAUAUAUACAGGAUAUAGCUUAGCCGGGAUCAAAAAUGGGGCUUCUGUCCGAUCCGUCGAUAUCGACGCAGAGCAAGCUGGUGGAUGGAUUGGCCCGACAUGUCCGCAAAGUGUGCUACGCCCUUUAUGUGGCGGGUGUGGCCUGGUUCUUCUGUUUGGCACUGCCGGAGUUCAAUCAUGGAACAUAUCUCUCUGAGAAUGCCCUGUCCCCAGGUCUAGUCUAUCCGGAAAUCCGCGUUGAUGCCAAUCGCUUGGCCAUUCAACUGCUAGAGGAGCUGCAGCGGGAGCGCAAGGACCAUCUGUCCACCACGCCGCACGCCUGGAUAGCGGCCAAAAUGAACGAGUUCGGGCUUGAGACACACACCCACAACUAUACCCUGCGCUAUCCCUUUGGCGGCGGCAAGGAAUAUCACGGUAAGAAUAUCUACGGCAUAUUGAGAGCUCCGAGGAUUGCUUCCACGGAGGGCAUCGUUUUCGCUGCCCCUUACCGAGCGGCUAGCUCUGUGCAUUCGGACAUCUCUGCUAGCGUGCCGGUUCUUUUGGCUUUUGCGGAUUUCGCUAGGCGCAAGAACUACUGGGCCAAAGAUCUGAUCUUCUUGGUUACCGAGCAGGAGCAGCUGGGCAUGCAGGCUUGGCUGGAGGCAUAUCACGAUGGUGAUCGGGAUUUGGAUGUGAGCAAGGCGUAUCUACGUCCCGGGAAUUUACCCGCUCGAGCAGGUUCGCUACAGGCGGCUCUAAAUAUUGAAGUUCAGGAUCUGGAAAUCGACCAUGUAGAUGUGCGUAUUGAGGGCUUGAAUGGCAAGCUACCAAAUUUGGAUAUGUUUAAUCUGGUCCAGAGGAUUAUGGCUCGUGAGGGCAUCGCCUCUGGUUACAAGCAAUCACCUCGCAAGAAGCGUCGCCAUAGUCAGUCCGCCUUCGAGCAAAAUCUUCGCCAAAUGCUGACCAUGCUGGCCAGCCAGUCGUCGGGCGUGCCCAAUGGUAAUCAUGGUCUAUUCCAUCGCUAUCGCAUCGAUGCCCUAACUAUAGCUGCUAAUCGAAGGGCUACACAUGCCACGCUGAAGGGCAGUCCAGGAUCGGCAGCAGUGCCCUUGCUGAAAGCUAUCGAAGGAAUAUCCAGGAGUCUGAACAACCUUUUGGAGCGAUUCCAUCAGAGCUUCUUCUUUUAUGUGAUCGUGAACAAUGAUCGGUAUAUCUCUAUCGGAGAUUAUAUGCCUGCUUUGGUGGCCCUGGUGGCUUGUGCCUUUGUCAAGGCUUAUCUAACGUGGUCCACAUUGCCGGCGACGAAUUCUGAACUGGAAACGGCAGCUGGUUUGGUCAGGGAGCAGGGGCAGGAGACAGAAUUAGAGGAGGACCCUGAUCCGGAUAAAUUCGAACUGCCAUAUGGAUCCGUGUUGAUCUACCUUACCGCCACCCUGUUGAUAGGAUUCCUGUGUAAUGUGCUGCCUCUGCAGCAAUAUUUCCUAGAGAUUCCGAUGGGCGCCGCACCACUUACCACCUCAGUACUAAGUUUUCUAUCGCUCAUUGGAUUCAUUCUGCCCUUUGUGGUGGUUCUGCCUCCUGGAGGCUUGGAGCUGCUGCACGUGGCCUUUCUGCUGAUCUAUGGCUGUGCUUUGAUCGUCAUCGGAUUGCUAAACUUUGCCCUGGGAUUCUUUGCGGCCGUACUAACUGUGCCGUUGGUCGUUUCGCUGGAAACCAAAGAGGAGAACUCCCGCAGCACGUUGAGAAACACGAUUCGUUUGGCCACGCUGGUCAUGAAUCCUAUGAUGGUCAUCUAUGUUAUCGUGCUGGCCAUGACAUUCUACCAGUUUCCUGAGCUGCCGCUGCAGAAGAUCAUGCUAAGGGCGGCCACCGCGGCCAUGGAUGCCUCUGCUUACGGGCUUAUCGAUUCCGUGAUCUAUGGCAACUGGCUGUACUUUGUCAUCUGUACGGUCUUCCUGCCUUUGUGGAUCAUCUGCUGGACAUUGGCAUUGUCUAAGCGACGAGACUACGCAGAUUACCUGGACUUCGAUGAGUCGCCAUCAACGUCACCGCAGCCGAAGGUGAAAAUGAAUUAAGGAGAAGAACUACCCAGAUUUCCAUUCAAAUGUUACUCAGUGUUUGAUUGAAUGUCUACAUAUAUCAACUGGAAAUAAUCCUAAGAUAAAGUGUGAUAAACCCAACAAAUGUGUGUAAUGGAGGUAAGCGAUUGCACAUGCAGAGAAAAAAUUCCAUUUAAAUGUUAUGCAUUUGUCUAAAUAAAUGAAGCCUAUUUAUUAGUUGGAAA